Messenger RNA from Salvelinus fontinalis (brook trout), 3524 nucleotides. Its product is annotated as mitochondrial Rho GTPase 1-A. Gene Ontology annotation, molecular function: calcium ion binding; GTP binding; GTPase activity. Bases 60 to 2111 code for a protein of 683 amino acids. Gene Ontology annotation, cellular component: mitochondrial outer membrane. Lineage: Eukaryota; Metazoa; Chordata; Actinopteri; Salmoniformes; Salmonidae. The record is from RefSeq and is a predicted model, not a curated record. The transcript has 19 exons. Gene Ontology annotation, biological process: small GTPase-mediated signal transduction; regulation of mitochondrion organization; mitochondrion transport along microtubule.
CUGACUCACACACUUGUCCACUCGUCUCCACAGCCAAAGUGGGGAAGACGUCUCUGAUCAUGUCAUUGGUCAGCGAGGAGUUCCCUGAUGACGUUCCCCUUCGAGCGGAGGAGAUCACCAUCCCAGCAGACGUAACGCCAGAGAGAGUCCCCACACACAUAGUGGACUACUCAGAAGCAGAACAGUCAGACGAGCAGUUGUAUCAAGAAAUAUCGAAGGCAAAUGUUAUUUGCAUAGUUUACUCAGUCAACAACAAGAAGUCCAUUGAGAAGGUGACAAGCCAUUGGAUUCCCCUCAUAAACGACAGGACGGACAAGGAUAGCAGGGUACCACUGAUCCUGGUGGGGAAUAAGUCAGACCUGGUAGAACACAGCAGUAUGGAGACCAUCCUGCCCAUCAUGAACCAGUACUCUGACAUUGAGACCUGCGUGGAGUGCUCUGCCAAAAACCUGAAGAACAUCUCAGAGCUGUUCUACUAUGCCCAGAAGGCAGUGCUCCACCCUACAGGACCCCUGUACUGCCCAGAGGAGAAGGAGAUGAAGCCGUCUUGUAUCAAGUCUCUAACUCGCAUCUUCAAAGUGUCGGACCUGGACAACGAUGGCAUCCUCAACGACAAAGAACUCAACUUCUUCCAGAGGACGUGUUUCAACAUGCCCCUGGCGCCCCAGGCCUUAGAGGAUGUCAAGAACGUGGUGAGGAAGAACAUGACGGACGGAGUCAAGGACAACGGACUCACGCUCAAAGGGUUCUUGUUCCUGCACACGCUUUUCAUCCAGAGGGGGCGUCACGAGACCACCUGGACGGUGCUGCGGAGGUUCGGGUACGACGACGACUUGGAGCUUCACCAGGAAUACCUGUUCCCCCUGCUAAAAAUACCUGCUGACUGCACCACCGAGCUCAACCACAACGCGUACCUCUUCCUCCAGAGUGUCUUUGACAAGCACGACAAAGACAGAGACUGUGCCUUGUCUCCAGAGGAAGUAAAGGACCUGUUCAAAGUGUUUCCCUACAUGCCCUGGGGUCCCGACGUCAACAACACAGUGUGUACCAACGACCAGGGCUGGAUCACCUACCAGGGUUACCUGUCACAGUGGACGUUAACGACGUACCUGGAUGUGCAGCGCUGCUUGGAGUACCUGGGCUACCUUGGCUACUCAAUCAUCUGUGAGCAGGAGUCCCAGGCAGCAGCCAUCACAGUGACCCGUAACAAGCGCAUCGACCUGCAGAAGAAGCAGACGCAGCGCAGCGUGUUCCGCUGCAACAUUCUGGGAGCCAGGGGGAGUGGCAAGACCAGCUUCCUGCAGGCCUUCCUGGGUCGCAACCUGCUGAAACAGCGGAACAUCAAAGAAGACCAUAAAUCGUUUUACUCCAUCAACACCACGUAUGUCUACGGCCAGGAGAAGUACUUACUGCUUCAUGAGGUGAUGCCAGACUUUGACUUCCUCUCAGAGGAGGACCUGGCGUGUGAUGUGGUCUGUCUGGUGUAUGACGUCAACAACCCACGCUCCUUUGAGUACUGUGCCAAGGUCUACAAGCAAUACUUCAUGGACAGCAAGACGCCGUGCAUGAUGAUCGCCUCCAAGUCGGACCUGCACGAGGCGCGCCAGCACUACAGCCUGACCCCGCUGGACUUCUGCCGCAAGAACAAGCUGCACCCGCCCCAACCCUGGACCUGCAACACAGUGGACGCCCCCAACAAAGACCUCUACACCAAACUCACCACCAUGGCCAUGUACCCCCACGCCAAGCUCCGCUGCAUGUGUACCUGCAACAGGUGCACCUUCUGCAUCUGUCAGAACAUCCUCCGGUCCCAGCUACUGACAAAUAUAAAGGCCAAAUUCUACAGUGUUGUUCUGAACAGGUUACAUGAUGUGGGCGCAUAUCUGUUGGCUGACGAGGAGUGCAGUCUGAUCCAGCAGGUUCACGCCAUCAAUAAUGUAGAGGAGUCUAUCUUCAUGGAGUCUUCUGUCCAGUCCUAUGAGCCCCAGGCCAGGCACAUGGCUCAGGCAGACCUGAAGAGCUCUACGUUUUGGCUAAGGGCAAGCGUGGGGGCAACUGUGUUUGCAGUCCUGGGCUUCGCUAUGUACAGAGCUAUCCUCAAACAACGAUGAUCAAGAUAGACACAGGAUGCAUGAGAUGACCCUUGACCCGCCCCCCACCGCCUAGUCUCUCCCCUUUGACCCCUCACCCCCUCCCUGAAAGAAAACAUGACCUCCAACAUCCCACAAUCCUCUUCCCCCCCUUCCCCCUAAAAGAGACAACUACUGAAUGAAACAGAACUUCCAGCCCAUCUGAACCAGCCCUGAUCCCACAUCCACCCUACCGGAGAGGGAACAAACCAGAGAAACCACAUCCACCCUACCGGAGAGGGAACAAACCAGAGAAACCACAUCCACCCUACCGGAGAGAGAACAAACCAGAGAAACCACAUCCACCCUACCGGAGAGGGAACAAACCAGAGAAACCACAUCCACCCUACCGGAGAGGGAACAAACCAGAGAAACCACAUCCACCCUACCGGAGAGGGAACAAACCAGAGAAACCACAUCCACCCUACCGGAGAGGGAACAAACCAGAGAUUGAUUUUAUAUAUUUGAAACAGAAAAAAGCGAGUCAUCUUUUGCAAACUGUGUUUUGUUUUUCUUGGGGGUUUUCUUUGGGGGGGAAAUGUCACCACAAACUCACAUUGUGUAUAUUGAACACCAUCUAAUCAAUCUACUGCAGGCAUUCUGGUAUCGUCUGAUCUGGUCUAGUCGUGGGUUUUUUCUUCUCCAGGUCAGAGGGUAGUAGUUGCUGGUUGUUUUGAAAUCUGUGUAGAACCCGGCCUUUUUUCUCAGGUCAGUAUUAUAGCUAGCUGGUUUGACCCCCAGAGCCCGAGAAAGCAAAGAAGGCAGCCGCAUACAACUCACUACAAAAGGGACUGAAAAUAUUUGUUUAUAGAUGUGUGUGUAUAUAUAAACAUAUAUAUAUUUGCUCGGGUACUUAGAGAAAUACCCAACCAGAUUACGGCGUGAACAAAGCUUGCCAGUGAAUAAAGUGAGCCUACAGGAAUAACUGCAAAGUCAAAGCCAUUUUUAACGUUGAAAAGGUCAUGGGUUUCGCGCACGCGUUUCAAUUGCUAUUAAUUUAUUAACCUGUAUUCUUUGGUUUAUCUGUUUGGAAUGGUUUGUUCAGCAUUGCACGAAACAGACACACUUCAAGAGGAUAAUGCAUUUAUUUUCCAUGUGUUUUUGUAUAUCUAGUAUUAUCAAAGCCGUUAAUAAUGACAUCCAUCAUUCACUUACUCUGAAAGACAAGACGACAACAUUAUCAUGUCUGUAUCUGCUUUUUCCUCCACUUGUUUUUUUUCUUUUUUCCUUUCAUAUUAUGAUUCUAUUUUUAUGUUCAACUAUUAUGCCUACAGAUUACACUGUUAUUAACAGCCAUGCAGUGUACCUCUGACUCCCUCCUUGAACCAUGGACGGAACUGUUUAUUCUCAUCAUUGACUUUUCCAAAAUUUACAAUAAAGAACUGUGUGAUCUGA